AUGUCGUUGUCUGACUUGGCUAACGAGCUGCUGGUAGCCGUGGCCCAGUUCCUGGAUGCGGAGCGAGAUAUUGAUGCCUUUGCCAAGUCUAAUAAGCGACUCUAUAGCCUACUCAUCGCCCAUCUAUAUCGAUACAAUGCACACAACUCCAGCGCAUCCGCUCUCGUGUGGGCAGCCAAGACUGGCCGAGUAGAGACCUUGCGACGCGCUGUUUCCACCGGCGUCAAGGUCCACGAGUUUCCGCUUCUACCCAUCGCCUCCGACAAGGGCCAUCUCAACUUUGCCAAUCUGCUGCUCCGUACACCCGGGGUAGAUGUCAACGUGAAGGAUGAAGACGGCUGGACGUCCCUGGCGGCUGCCUCGAGGCAAGGCCAUGUCGACCUGGUCAACCUGCUUCUGGCUGCGAAUGCCGAUUUGCAGACCAAUGACGCCGGCUGGACGCCGCUCAGUGUGGCUGCCAACGAUGGCCACCUAGAAGUGGUGAGGCUGUUGUUGAAUAAAGGGGCAGAUGUAUCUGUCCCGAGCGAGACGGGAUGGACGCCUCUCAGGUCCGCUGCCUGUAAUGGACAUUUCGAAGUGGCCAAGCUUCUUUUAGCCCAUGGAGCUGAUGUACACGUAACCUCGGAGCGAAUGUGGACGCCAUUGCAUUCAGCCGCCAACUCUGGCCAUGCCGACAUCCUCGAGUUGUUGAUAGACUACGGAGCGAACACGGCUGCUGCAACUGCGGAUGGCUGGACCCCUCUGGCAUUGGCAGCCGACAAGGGCAUGGUAGAGGCGGUAAAUAUACUUGUAGCAAAAGGUGCCGAUGUUGCUCUGCCCUGUGGCAACGGAUGGACACCCAUGACACUGGCUUCAGAUAGUGGCCAUGUGCCUGUUGUGCAGAUUCUGCUGGAAAAGGGUGCAAGCGUAGACUCACCAUGCAUCAAUGGCUGGACUCCCCUGACUCUCGCUUCCGGAGCUGGCAGCGUUGCUAUGGUUGAGCUUCUGCUGGAUCAUGGAGCCGAUAUCAAGGCAACAAAUGAGUCUGGCUCGUCCUCUCUCCUCAUCGCGUCAGACAGAGGCCACUGCGCCGUGGUCGAGUCUCUCCUCGCCCGCGGCGCCGACGUAUUGUCGACAAGUCGUCGCGGAUUCACCGCUUUGCACACUGCAUCAGAAAACGGUCAUGUUGAAGUAGCCGAGCUGCUACUCGCCCAGGGCGCAGACAUAGCGGUAGGAAAUUUCAGCGGCUGGAACGCUGUUCACAUUGCGGUGCAAAAUAAACACCCGGAACUCGUUGAGCUGUUCCUUAGAACCCCUGGGCUUGAUGUCGACUUGAAAGACAACUAUGGACGAACACCAUUGUACCAUGCGGCAAUGGUAGGAAACGCGGUCAUGGUGGAUUUGUUCCUAGCAAGGGGUGCGUCACCAACUAUAUCGGAUUCUUACGGCUCGAAACCCAUCUUCACGGCAGUUAGAAAUGGCCAUGAAGCGGUUGCGCGCCGGCUGUUAGCCGUGAGUCCCUACCCUUUGGAGCAACUGGAUAGCUUUGGACACAGCUUGCUUUGGUGGGCUCGACGAAGUGGUAGACCGGGCCUGCUGCAGCUCGUCCGGCAACACAUCACGAUGCACGAUCCUGGCGCCGAGUUGGAUGAGGACAUGGAGCCGGAGACAAACCCCGUCAAGUUCAUUGAAAAUGCUUGCUGGUGCAAGGUCUGUACGCGAUGCACCGUACUCGGCACUACGUCAUACGAGUGUACGACCUGUGACGGUGGUGAGUUUGUUAUUUGUGCUGAGUGCCAUGACGCUGGCGUGCGGUGUCGAAAAAGCAAUCACGACCUCAUUCCUCAUUCUUGCAACAGAAUAGCUUAG
Messenger RNA from Metarhizium robertsii ARSEF 23, 1848 nucleotides. RefSeq names its product Ankyrin repeat protein. NCBI's taxonomy places the organism in Eukaryota, Fungi, Ascomycota, Sordariomycetes, Hypocreales, Clavicipitaceae. The coding region runs from base 1 to 1848 and encodes 615 amino acids. Gene Ontology annotation, molecular function: protein binding. The record is from RefSeq and is a predicted model, not a curated record. The transcript has a single exon.